This is a messenger RNA of Oryza brachyantha (malo sina), 711 nucleotides long. Its product is annotated as 60S acidic ribosomal protein P2B-like. Lineage: Eukaryota; Viridiplantae; Streptophyta; Magnoliopsida; Poales; Poaceae. Gene Ontology annotation, cellular component: cytosolic large ribosomal subunit; ribosome. The coding region runs from base 95 to 436 and encodes 113 amino acids. Gene Ontology annotation, molecular function: structural constituent of ribosome. Gene Ontology annotation, biological process: cytoplasmic translational elongation. The record is from RefSeq and is a predicted model, not a curated record. The transcript has 4 exons.
GAGAAACCCUACGAGCGCACGAUCCUCCCCUGCACCGCCGCCGGCCUCGCUUCUCUCCAAUUCCUGCUUUCGAGGUGUCUCUUGACUUUUCACAAUGAAGCUGAUCGCUGCCUACCUGCUCGCUGUUCUGGGUGGAAACACCUCGCCAUCUGCUGAUGACGUUAAGAACAUUCUGGAAUCAGUUGGGGUGGAAGCUAAUGAGGAGAGGCUAGAGUUCCUGAUCUCUGAACUGGAAGGCAAGGACAUAACAGAAGUGAUUGCUGCUGGAAGGGAGAAGUUCGCUUCUGUGCCUUCAGGUGGUGGUGGUGCAAUUGCUGUGGCAGCUCCUGCUGCUGGUGGUGGUGGUGCCGCACCUGCUGAGGAAGCAAAGAAAGAGGAGAAGGUUGAAGAGAAGGAAGAGUCUGAUGACGACAUGGGCUUCAGCUUAUUCGACUAAGUUUAUCAGCUUUCUUGUUUACCUACCCAGUAUCUGUCGUGCGCUGCUUGCUACCUGCAAAAUGAGCAACGUUGCCCCUAUGUGUUUGUGCUAUUUUUGGUCGAGACUGUAUAUGUCUAGUACCUUAAGAAAUUUAAUGUAAAAUUUGAGGGAACCGAGCCAAAACAUGUGAUGUUUCAUAUUUGUGAUCUUUAGCUAGCAUUUUCUACUCCCUUUUCGUGGAUGAAUGCAUCGACGAAGCAAGCACUUCCAAUACUUUUAUUUGGACGACGAUA